AUGCCUGGGAAGCUCUCGCCGGCGUUUUUUUCGGCGCGCACGCUUCGCACAGCGCGCCCGGUGCGCCGCGCACCGUCGAAUCCCCAGUACAUCUUGUACGGCCUCUUUGGCGUGAACGCGGGCGUGUACGCUUUGUGGUGGUACGCGCGCGACGAGGCGGUGCGCAACGGCGAUAACCGCAUGUACCGCUUCAUGAUGAGCAACUUUACGAGCGGCGAGCCGAACCUGCGCGCGGGGCGCUGGUGGACGCUCCUCACGGCGAGCUUUAGCCACCAAGAAUUCGCGCACUUUGGCUUCAACAUGCUCACCUUUGCGUUCACCGCACCUGCGCUGCUCCCAGUGAUUGGCGCGCCGCAGAUGCUCACGCUGUACAUCGGCUCGGGUCUCGCGGCGUCGCUCGCGAGCCUUGCGUGGCCGUACGUCGUCGAUCCGCUGCUGCACGGCGACCGCUUCUCGCUGGCACGCAAGCGGUACAGCCUGACGCAGGGUGCGAGUGGCUCGGUGUAUGCGAUGUUGGCUGCGUAUGCGACGAUGCGGCCGGCAGCGACCUUCUAUCUCUACUUUGCGCUGCCGAUUCCGGCAUGGGUGUGCCCACAUUGA
Messenger RNA from Malassezia japonica, 600 nucleotides. RefSeq names its product rhomboid protease. NCBI's taxonomy places the organism in Eukaryota, Fungi, Basidiomycota, Malasseziomycetes, Malasseziales, Malasseziaceae. Gene Ontology annotation, molecular function: serine-type endopeptidase activity. Gene Ontology annotation, cellular component: membrane. The transcript is spliced from 2 exons. The coding region runs from base 1 to 600 and encodes 199 amino acids. The record is from RefSeq and is a predicted model, not a curated record.